Molecule: messenger RNA, 2782 nt
Organism: Cucurbita moschata (crookneck pumpkin)
Lineage: Eukaryota; Viridiplantae; Streptophyta; Magnoliopsida; Cucurbitales; Cucurbitaceae
Product: probable galactinol--sucrose galactosyltransferase 6
Exons: 6
Coding region: 8-2560 (850 amino acids)
Source: RefSeq, a predicted model, not a curated record
GCUAGCCAUGGUGUUAAAUCGUUCGUUGUUUAAUUCGCCAUUUCUCACUAUAAAUACGUCUCGUUUCUUUCGUUUAUCUGCAUUCCCGUCGUUGAUUUCUUCUGAUUUCAGUCUGCUGAGAGUAAGGAAGAACGACUCUUCUUCUGAUCUUAGAAUUUGCACAUCUUCGAGGCGCCGGCGAUUGUCGGUGGAAGCAUUCAAGAAACGCGAGGCGAAUAAUCAAACUAGAAACUCAAACGGAAAAGAACUAGAAGGAGAUUUAUUAACAGGAGUAAUGACGAUCAAACCGGCUAUCCGGAUCUCCGACCGGAAGCUCAUCGUGAAAGACCGGACGAUCCUGACGGGAGUACCGGAUAAUGUAAUCGCGACGUCCGGUUCGUCGUCUGGACCGGUGGAAGGAGUAUUCCUUGGGGCGGUUUUUGAGGAGGAGCAGAGUCGUCAGGUGGUUCCGUUGGGAACCUUACGGGAUGUCCGGUUCAUGGCAUGUUUCCGGUUCAAGUUGUGGUGGAUGGCCCAGAAAAUGGGCGACAAAGGGAAGGAGAUUCCAUUAGAGACGCAAUUUCUGUUACUGGAGACGAAGGAUGGGUCCCACCUUGAAUCGGACGAUGGAAACGAAGAGAAUCAGAUCAUAUACACAGUUUUUCUCCCUCUGAUCGAAGGUUCGUUCAGAGCCUGUCUUCAAGGCAACGGACAGGACGAGCUCGAGCUUUGCCUAGAAAGUGGUGAUGCAGACACCAAAGCGUCGUCGUUUACGCACGCAUUGUUCAUCCACGCCGGAACCGAUCCGUUUGACGCGAUCGCCGACGCGGUCAGAGCCGUUAAACUCCACCUCAAGACUUUUCGAUUGCGGCAAGAGAAGAAACUGCCUGCAAUAGUUGACUAUUUCGGUUGGUGUACAUGGGACGCCUUCUACCAGGAGGUUACUCAAGACGGCGUCGAAGCGGGACUGGAGUCUCUCUCCUCCAGCGAUACGCCGCCGAAGUUCGUCAUUAUCGACGACGGUUGGCAAUCGGUGGGCGGUGAUCCGCAGGAGGAGAACGAGGAAGAAGGGGAAACAAAGCCGAAGCAGCCGCCAUUGCAGAGACUGACGGGAAUCAGAGAGAACUCGAAGUUCCAGAACAAGGAGAAUCCGACGGAAGGGAUCAAGAACAUCGCGAAGAUCGCCAAGAACAAGUACGGACUGAAGUAUGUGUACGUAUGGCACGCGAUUACUGGGUAUUGGGGAGGACUUCGCACAGGCGUGAAGGAUAUGGAGGACUACGGAUCGUUGAUGCAGUAUCCAAAGGUAUCGAAGGGCGUUACCGAGAAUGAGCCAACAUGGAAGAACGACGCAUUGGCUCUGCAAGGACUGGGAUUGGUGAAUCCUAAGAACAUUUUCAAAUUUUACAAUGAACUUCAUAGUUAUCUCGCCUCCGCCGGAAUCGACGGAGUCAAAGUGGACGUACAGUGCAUAUUGGAGACUCUAGGCGCUGGGUUCGGCGGUCGAGUCGAGUUGACUCGGCAGUAUCACCAGGCUCUGGACGCGUCGGUGGCCAAAAAUUUUGCAGACAACGACAUCAUUGCGUGUAUGAGCCACAAUACAGAUGCACUUUACUGUGCGAAACAGACGGCGGUUGUAAGAGCUUCCGAUGACUUCUACCCCCGAGAUCCGGUGUCACAUACGAUCCACAUCGCAGCAGUGGCUUACAACAGCGUUUUUCUUGGGGAGAUUAUGCAGCCUGAUUGGGACAUGUUCCAUUCCCUUCAUCCCGCCGCCGAGUACCACGCUUCCGCUAGGGCCAUUAGCGGUGGCCCUGUUUAUGUCAGUGAUGCCCCGGGGAAGCACAAUUUCGAGCUUCUAAAGAAACUAGUGUUGCCUGAUGGCUCGGUGCUCAGAGCGCGCUUGCCCGGGCGGCCAACGAGGGACUGUUUAUUCUCAGAUCCAGCACGAGACGGCGUUAGCUUGCUAAAGAUAUGGAAUUUGAACAAGCACACUGGCGUCAUCGGCAUCUACAAUUGCCAAGGGGCCGCCUGGAACAGCCAAGAAAGAAGGAACACUUUCCACGACACCAACUCCGACGCCAUCUCUGGUUACGUCAAAGGACGUGAUGUUCAUCACAUUUCUGAAGCCGCAGCGGAUCCGGGCUGGAAUGGCGACUGCGCCUUCUACUGCUACCGCUCCGGUGACCUCGUCAAUCUACCUUACAAUUCAGCACUCCCCGUUUCUCUUAAAGUCCUUGAGUUUGACAUCUUCACCAUUACUCCGAUCAAACUUUUGGCCCCUGGCUUCAGUUUCGCUCCCAUUGGACUCAUUGAUAUGUUCAACGCCGGUGGUGCAAUUGAAGGGUUGAAAUACGAAGUAAAAGGUGGGGCUGAGGAUGUUGACGGCGGAAUUGUUCACUUGGAAGUGAAAGGGCGUGGGCGGUUUGGAGCGUACUCGUCGGCAAAGCCACGGCGGUGCACGGUGGAUUCAAGCGUUGUUGAAUUUGGUUAUGAUUCUGAGUCCGGUUUGGUGACUUUCGGAAUUGACAAAAUGCCUGAAGGCGAACUCAAAGUCCACGACGUUAAAAUAGAGUUAUGAAUAUUUUCGGUGUGUUGUUUUGUUACCGAUCGUACCAUUGGCAGCCGGUUAUAGGAUUCCUUUCGACCAUGACAAAGCUCUGCCGUCUGCCUCUGUUUUGGGAUGGAGUCGUGAAAUAUUUGGUGCCGUAUGGAAUCUAAAUAACUUUCUUAUGUUAUUUUAUCAAUAAUUAGACAACUUUGGGAACCUUCUUCCUUAAAAUAACAGAAAUAUUAAGUUACU